Argiope bruennichi is the source of this 357-nucleotide messenger RNA. RefSeq lists its product as uncharacterized. Bases 1 to 357 code for a protein of 118 amino acids. NCBI's taxonomy places the organism in Eukaryota, Metazoa, Arthropoda, Arachnida, Araneae, Araneidae. The transcript has a single exon. The record is from RefSeq and is a predicted model, not a curated record.
AUGAAGUUACCGAAAUUGAAUGAUCUUGAAAUACCAAGAUGUGUACGUGAGGACUUUGCAGAAGAUUCCAGAUUUUCCAUCCAUGUUUUUUGUGACGCAAGUCAGAGUGCCUACGCUACAUGUAUCUUCUUGAGAGCUGAAUCUGCUGAUAGCACGUCGUGCCAGUUAAUACAAGCUAGAAAUAGAGUUGCUCCUUUGAAAAAGAUCUCUAUUACACGCCUAGAACUUUUGUCCUGCACUAUUGGAGCUAGAUUGGCAAAAGCAACCAUAUCCGAACUUGGACUUGAGAACAUACCAAUCUUCUACUGGUCUGACUCUAUGAAUGCUUUGCAUUGGAUCAAAAGAAAUGAGAAUUGA